This is a messenger RNA of Oncorhynchus keta (chum salmon), 6748 nucleotides long. Its product is annotated as EH domain-containing protein 3-like. The record is from RefSeq and is a predicted model, not a curated record. Gene Ontology annotation, biological process: endocytosis; endosomal transport. NCBI's taxonomy places the organism in Eukaryota, Metazoa, Chordata, Actinopteri, Salmoniformes, Salmonidae. Bases 55 to 1707 code for a protein of 550 amino acids. The transcript has 13 exons. Gene Ontology annotation, cellular component: plasma membrane; cytoplasm. Gene Ontology annotation, molecular function: calcium ion binding; protein binding; GTP binding.
ACUGGUGACCCAGCUGGGUCACCCGUGAUACCAGCCAGUAUUCGACGUUCAUCAAUGUCUGAGGAUUUCGGGAGACAAUGUGGAAACCGGCCACGAGGGGUAACAGUCAGCGAGGUUACCUUCAAGAGGAAGAAGGAUCCUGAGGUCUUUCAGACAGUCAGUGAUGGCCUCAAGAAGCUCUACAAAACCAAGCUGUUACCCUUGGAGGAACACUACAAAUUCCACGAGUUCCACUCGCCCGCCUUAGAGGAUGCCGACUUCGACAAAAAGCCCAUGGUUCUCCUUGUGGGGCAGUAUUCCACUGGAAAGACCAGCUUCAUACGAUACCUGUUGGAGCAGGAUUUCCCUGGAAUGCGGAUUGGGCCGGAGCCCACAACAGACUCCUUCAUUGCAGUGAUGCAUGGAGACACGGAGGGGGUGAUCCCUGGCAACGCCCUAGUUGUCGACCCCAAGAAACCCUUUAGGAAGCUCAACUCCUUCGGAAAUGCCUUUCUCAACAGGUUUGUGUGUGCCCAGCUUCCCAACCCUGUUCUCGAGAGCAUCAGUGUGAUAGAUACUCCUGGUAUCCUGUCUGGAGAGAAGCAGAGGAUCAGCAGAGGCUAUGACUUCGCAGCCGUUUUAGAGUGGUUCGCAGAACGCGUGGACCGCAUCAUCCUCCUGUUCGACGCCCACAAGCUAGACAUCUCAGACGAGUUCUCGGAGGUCAUCAAGGCCCUGAAGAACCACGAAGACAAGAUCCGGGUGGUUCUUAACAAGGCUGACCAGAUCGAGACCCAGCAGCUGAUGAGGGUUUAUGGCGCCCUCAUGUGGUCGCUGGGGAAGAUCGUCAACACGCCCGAGGUCAUCCGUGUCUAUAUCGGGUCGUUCUGGUCACACCCAUUGCUCAUCCCUGACAACCGUAAACUGUUUGAGGCGGAGGAGCAGGACCUGUUCAAGGACAUCCAGUCACUGCCCCGCAACGCUGCCCUCAGGAAGCUCAACGACCUCAUCAAGAGGGCACGGCUCGCUAAGGUCCAUGCCUACAUCAUCAGCUCUCUGAAGAAGGAGAUGCCAAGUGUGUUUGGAAAGGAGGGCAAGAAGAAGGAGCUGAUCAACAGCCUGGGAGAGAUCUACAGCCGGAUUGAGAGAGAACACCAGAUCUCCCCUGGAGACUUCCCCAACCUCAAGAAGAUGCAGGAGCAACUGAACGCCCAUGACCUGAACAAGUUCCAGCCCCUGAAGAUGAAACUGCUGGACACAGUGGAUGACAUGCUGGCCCACGACAUCGCCAGCCUCAUGGUGCUGGUCAGGCAGGAGGAGACCAACCGACCCCAGCAAGUGGUGAAGGGAGGGGCCUUUGACGGUACCCUCAACGGGCCCUUUGGCCAUGGCUACGGAGAGGGUGCUGGAGAGGGCAUCGAUGAGGCAGAGUGGGUGGUGGCCCGUGACAAGCCAAUGUACGACGAGAUCUUCUACACGCUGUCGCCGGUCAAUGGGAAAGUGACGGGUGCCAACGCCAAGAAGGAGAUGGUGAAGUCCAAGCUGCCCAACACUGUGUUAGGGAAGAUUUGGAAGCUGGCCGACAUCGAUAAGGAUGGGAUGCUGGAUGAUGAGGAGUUUGCCCUGGCCAAUCACCUGAUUAAAGUCAAACUGGAGGGGCACGAGUUGCCCGCCGACCUCCCCGGUCACCUCAUCCCCCCCUCCAAGAGGAAAAUCCCUGCUGAGUAGACCCACCCCUGCAUCCUCACUUCCACAGGGCACUGAAGAAGAAAGGGAGUUGGUAGGAGGAAGGGCAGGGAAUGAUCUUUGGGGGGUGCAGGGGUAAAUUCCUCAAGGUUGGACAACCACGCUUCAACAUGAAACAAAGAAAAGUUUCAACUUUGUGGUCAUGCUUAGAGAGAGCAAAAAGAUUGAAAUUGUUGGCUUGCUCAUCUGACCUAUGUAUGAUUUUGUUUUGUUUCUUUUUUUGAUUAAACUGAGUUGAAGGGGGUAAAGGUCAUGGUUCAGAGUUGGGGGAACUGAUAUUGGACUCUUACUGACUGUACCACCUGCAUGCCAUAUUAUUAAACACCCCCACUUAGUGUGCUAUCUGUGACAAUAACCUGCAUCACCAUUGGAUACAUGAACCCUGUCUGUUUCUCAAGCAUAAAGGAUUUUGUAUUUUAUUUGAACCUACGUCAUAUCUCCCUUGGCAUAAAAUAGGCAUGUUUCAAAAAGGAUCAACUUAAUCUUAAUAAUCUUUAUUACUUAUCAUCUUUAAAAUACAAUAAUGGCUCAAAUGCAGUGAAAUGAAUCAUUUUUUUUAAAUAAAUAGACAUAUUCUAUUUUCUUCUUGUGAACAGGCGGCAUCCUAAACAUGCAGGCCCUUCGUAGCCUGACCAAGAGACUGUUACAACUGUAUGGCUAUCAUGUCGGAAAUCUGAGUUGGUAGACCUUUAAAUGUAUAAUGUUUUGAAAGUGCUUUCUAGUAACUUGUAUCCCUGUCCAAUGUUUGUAUGUUUAUACCUGCAUAUUUAACCUAUUAUUUAGAAUACUUCACUGUUGAGGGAAAGAGACUUCAAUCUUUCCUUAGGUAAACAGUGCUCACUGAAUGCAUAACUUUUAGGUUUUAAAUCAGCACUUUCAUUACAUUUCAUUCAAUUAUUGUACUCAGAUCGCUUCCCUCAAUACUGUAGAUAGCACAAAAAAUAGUUACAUUCUUCCUAUACUGUGACUUUCAAUGUUCAUCAUAGAGUGUAUGUCUACCAUAGAGACUAGGUUCUAUAUUUUAUGAUAUCCACUAGUGUUGUGGUUGAGACCACUUCUGGAUAUGAUCCACCAUAAAGAAUAUAUCAUAAUCCAAAUACCCCGUGUUUGUGUACCUGAUUGGUCAGAAACAGAAAUUGAAUAGGUCAAAUAUAUAUGGGUAUUUUAUAUAGAAAAGGCCCCCUAAUUGCGUGUUCAGGGCAAGUUUAAUUUCGUAGCUUCAGUAAUACUGGCGGUUAUUACUGGGACCAUGUUGGGGGAACACUGGUCUGAAAGGAGUUCUUAGGGGCAAAUGAUAUGUUGAGAGAAUAUACAGCACACAGUAUGAAAGGGCUCUAUUCAAUCCGUAGCACUGAAGAUCCGCUUUAUAGAGCGAUUGACAAUUAAAGACAAUGUUCCCGUGGUCGCGGAGACUGCAUUCACGGUAAACACUGCGUAUAUCGACUCAAUCCGAAUGAGAGUUUCUCCCACUAUACACAAGGGUAAGUUUCUUUCCCUGGCUGAUAUGACUGAUACUAUUUUCUCCCACUGUCUGUUGCUGCUGACAGUACGCUAGGUAUCCUGUUGUCAUCAAUCUGUUGCUGCUGACAGUACGCUAGGUAUCCUGUUGUCAUCAAUCUGUUGCUGCUGACAGUACGCUAGGUAUCCUGUUGUCAUCAGUCUGUUGCUGCUGACAGUACGCUAGGUAUCCUGUUGUCAUCAAUCUGUUGCUGCUGACAGUACGCUAGGUAUCCUGUUGUCAUCAGUCUGUUGCUGCUGACAGUACGCUAGGUAUCCUGUUGUCAUCAAUCUGUUGCUGCUGACAGUACGCUAGGUAUCCUGUUGUCAUCAAUCUGUUGCUGCUGACAGUACGCUAGGUAUCCUGUUGUCAUCAGUCUGUUGCUGCUGACAGUACGCUAGGUAUCCUGUUGUCAUCAAUCUGUUGCUGCUGACAGUACGCUAGGUAUCCUGUUGUCAUCAGUCUGUUGCUGCUGACAGUACGCUAGGUAUCCUGUUGUCAUCAAUCUGUUGCUGCUGACAGUACGCUAGGUAUCCUGUUGUCAUCAAUCUGUUGCUGCUGACAGUACGCUAGGUAUCCUGUUGUCAUCAGUCUGUUGCUGCUGACAGUACGCUAGGUAUCCUGUUGUCAUCAAUCUGUUGCUGCUGACAGUACGCUAGGUAUCCUGUUGUCAUCAGUCUGUUGCUGCUGACAGUACGCUAGGUAUCCUGUUGUCAUCAAUCUGUUGCUGCUGACAGGACGCUAGGUAUCCUGUUGUCAUCAGUCUGUUGCUGCUGACAGUACGCUAGGUAUCCUGUUGUCAUCAAUCUGUUGCUGCUGACAGUACGCUCGGUAUCCUGUUGUCAUCAAUCUGUUGCUGCUGACAGUACGCUAGGUAUCCUGUUGUCAUCAGUCUGUUGCUGCUGACAGUACGCUAGGUAUCCUGUUGUCAUCAGUCUGUUGCUGCUGACAGUACGCUAGGUAUCCUGUUGUCAUCAGUCUGUUGCUGCUGACAGGACGCUAGGUAUCCUGUUGUCAUCAAUAUGUUGCUGCUGACAGUACGCUAGGUAUCCUGUUGUCAUCAAUAUGUUGCUGCUGACAGUACGCUAGGUAUCCUGUUGUCAUCAAUCUGUUGCUGCUGACAGUACGCUAGGUAUCCUGUUGUCAUCAGUCUGUUGCUGCUGACAGUACGCUAGGUAUCCUGUUGUCAUCAAUCUGUUGCUGCUGACAGGACGCUAGGUAUCCUGUUGUCAUCAGUCUGUUGCUGCUGACAGUACGCUAGGUAUCCUGUUGUCAUCAGUCUGUUGCUGCUGACAGUACGCUAGGUAUCCUGUUGUCAUCAAUCUGUUGCUGCUGACAGUACGCUAGGUAUCCUGUUGUCAUCAGUCUGUUGCUGCUGACAGUACGCUCGGUAUCCUGUUGUCAUCAAUCUGUUGCUGCUGACAGUACGCUCGGUAUCCUGUUGUCAUCAAUCUGUUGCUGCUGACAGUACGCUAGGUAUCCUGUUGUCAUCAGUCUGUUGCUGCUGACAGUACGCUAGGUAUCCUGUUGUCAUCAAUCUGUUGCUGCUGACAGUACGCUAGGUAUCCUGUUGUCAUCAAUCUGUUGCUGCUGACAGUACGCUAGGUAUCCUGUUGUCAUCAGUCUGUUGCUGCUGACAGUACGCUAGGUAUCCUGUUGUCAUCAAUCUGUUGCUGCUGACAGUAUGCUAGGUAUCCUGUUGUCAUCAAUCUGUUGCUGCUGACAGUACGCUAGGUAUCCUGUUGUCAUCAAUCUGUUGCUGCUGACAGUACGCUAGGUAUCCUGUUGUCAUCAAUCUGUUGCUGCUGACAGUACGCUAGGUAUCCUGUUGUCAUCAAUCUGUUGCUGCUGACAGUACGCUAGGUAUCCUGUUGUCAUCAGUCUGUUGCUGCUGACAGUACGCUAGGUAUCCUGUUGUCAUCAAUCUGUUGCUGCUGACAGUACGCUAGGUAUCCUGUUGUCAUCAAUCUGUUGCUGCUGACAGUACGCUAGGUAUCCUGUUGUCAUCAAUCUGUUGCUGCUGACAGUACGCUAGGUAUCCUGUUGUCAUCAGUCUGUUGCUGCUGACAGUACGCUAGGUAUCCUGUUGUCAUCAAUCUGUUGCUGCUGACAGUACGCUAGGUAUCCUGUUGUCAUCAAUCUGUUGCUGCUGACAGUACGCUAGGUAUCCUGUUGUCAUCAGUCUGUUGCUGCUGACAGUACGCUAGGUAUCCUGUUGUCAUCAAUCUGUUGCUGCUGACAGUACGCUAGGUAUCCUGUUGUAAUCAAUCUGUUGCUGCUGACAGUACGCUAGGUAUCCUGUUGUCAUCAGUCUGUUGCUGCUGACAGUACGCUAGGUAUCCUGUUGUCAUCAGUCUGUUGCUGCUGACAGGACGCUAGGUAUCCUGUUGUCAUCAAUCUGUUGCUGCUGACAGUACGCUAGGUAUCCUGUUGUCAUCAAUAUGUUGCUGCUGACAGGACGCUAGGUAUCCUGUUGUCAUCAAUAUGUUGCUGCUGACAGGACGCUAGGUAUCCUGUUGUCAUCAAUAUGUUGCUGCUGACAGUACGCUAGGUAUCCUGUUGUCAUCAAUAUGUUGCUGCUGACAGUACGCUAGGUAUCCUGUUGUCAUCAAUAUGUUGCUGCUGACAGUACGCCAGGUAUCCUGUUGUCAUCAAUAUGUUGCUGCUGACCGUAUGCUCGGUAUCCUGUUGUCGGCAAUUUGAGUAGAUGUUGCAAAUGAUACGGUAGCCAAUAAAGGCGAUCGAGCCAAGCAUUUUUCAUUCUGCUUCCUGUUUUUGUUUUGAUUAACUUCAGUAAGACUAUUUUAUCUCCUGAGACAGUCCCUUUCCAGAUGUCAGGGAGCUAUGAAUCUACAUGGACACAAAUCAGAUGACUGUUUUCAUGCACGCCAAUUAAAGGGAUGUAUUUUGAGUCCGAUUGCAGCUUCUGAUUGUAUCGCACCUCACAUGUGCUCAACAGUUAUGCUUCACAUGUACACAACCCAUUCAAUGAUAACUACAUACACUGGAUGCCUGCUCUGUGUUCAUCACAAUGACUGUAAAUCCAUUGUACAGCCCCUUGUAAAUGAGAACACACAGUCUUCCCUGUCUAGCUGGUGGAGAAUACUCAGACAGCUGCUGGGGUGGCACUCGCUGAUCUAUAGGCUAAUGUGGUGUAUCACAAGUGGAGCUGUCGGUGAUGUUUGUGCAGUCACCUCUCUGAGCCAUGAAUAUAGAGAGUUAGAAGGAGUGUGUGCCAUGGGCAAAUGUAAAGGGGUGUCCUGGGAUAUGGAUCUUUUCAUUCAGUUGUAUUAUUCAUGAUUAACAAUGAGCGGUCUACUUGGUAAACCACAGUACCCUGCGUGUGUCUGUCUGUACCAUAUGUGCGUGUGUGAUUAACAGACUUGCAGAAAACCAGUAGCCAUGUUCAUGUGUAUGUUCUUCUAUGUAACUGUUCUCCAGUUUGUGGGAAGUUGGAUGGUGAAACAUUCCGCAUAUUAUGUUCUGCUUUGAAAACGAAAUAAAGCUCAUUCAUUUAUUACAGAG